AUAUCCUAGGAAAAUGGAAGAGAUUAAAAAUAUGAAAUUGCCCAAGGCGUUAGUUGAGGAGCUUCGCAAAGCGGAGCAGCGCUCGACCAUCUCCUGGGAGUCUAGCAACGAGGGGGUCCAUGAGAGGGUCAACUUCGAUGACACGAUCUGGGGUCUAAGCCUCGCUGGCGGCGCGUUUUAUAACACCCCUCUUAGAAUUACACAGGUAAAAGAAGGCAGCCGAGCCGAACACGCAGGCAUCAAAGUCGGUGACUACCUGACCAGCAUCAAUGACAUUGACUCCACGACGCUUACGAUACAGGAGGCUCAUGACAUGAUCCUUGAGUCAGGGCUGCAAAUUAAGUUCGCGCUGUCUGCGCCUGAUGUUGAAGAAACAGUUCACACAGUUUAUCAAGAUGUUUUUGAAGAUGAACAAGAGGAGAAACGACGCGUGCGUGAGGUGAAAUCAUCAAGAAAACAAGUCGUUUUUAAAGGCGCCAAGACGAACGAUGCGUGGAGUCUGGCGUGGCCAAGCAACAAAAAACGCGACAUAAUGUACCGGGAAUCGAACUGUUUUCUGGUCCCCAGUCGCUAUGUGGCGAAGCAUUCGGACAGAAUUUUAAUAAAAAGCAACGGAAUUGGAAAGGAAAGCAAACCGGAUACAGCUCCGACUGUGAAAGUUGAUAACUGAAAUUUAAUAAACAAUUUUUAUCUAAG
Messenger RNA from Cydia fagiglandana, 696 nucleotides. RefSeq lists its product as uncharacterized. Gene Ontology annotation, biological process: muscle structure development; actin cytoskeleton organization. The transcript has 7 exons. Gene Ontology annotation, cellular component: adherens junction; filamentous actin; stress fiber. Gene Ontology annotation, molecular function: actin binding; muscle alpha-actinin binding. The record is from RefSeq and is a predicted model, not a curated record. The coding region runs from base 14 to 670 and encodes 218 amino acids. NCBI's taxonomy places the organism in Eukaryota, Metazoa, Arthropoda, Insecta, Lepidoptera, Tortricidae.